This is a messenger RNA of Planococcus citri (citrus mealybug), 3298 nucleotides long. RefSeq lists its product as uncharacterized. Gene Ontology annotation, molecular function: UDP-glycosyltransferase activity. The transcript is spliced from 8 exons. Lineage: Eukaryota; Metazoa; Arthropoda; Insecta; Hemiptera; Pseudococcidae. Bases 144 to 3281 code for a protein of 1045 amino acids. The record is from RefSeq and is a predicted model, not a curated record.
UAAUAGACGGAUCGAAACACCAAUAACAUCAGUGUAUCAAGUGAAGAGGCAUAGUACGCCUACCUAAAGAACGAAACUAUCAAAUACUUCAUCCUGCCAGUAAAACAAUCCGUACAUAAAUUGUUUGGUAUCUCGUCGAAAUAAUGCACUAUUACGCACUGAACCUAUAUUUUCUAGUAUCCAUUAUUUCCCACCUCAGUCCCACAGAAUCAGCCAAAAUACUAGGAAUUUUCCCAUUUCAUAGUAAAAGCCACCAUUCAAUAAACCAACCCAUCGUCAAAGGUCUAGCCACCAAAGGUCAUGAAGUCACCAUAAUUUGUCAUUUCAAAUCAAUUGAGAAUGUAUCAAAUUAUCGGGAAAUCCUGAUCUCAGAGUCAGAAGGACUGAAGAAUUUUAUAGAUGGCAUUACAAUUGAAGAUAGCUUAAACUAUGCAGGAGUUAAAAACCUCCUAGACGCUUUUUAUGAUUUAGAAUCAACAAGUUGUAAUAGAAUUCUUCGCUUAGAAUACAUAAGGCAAUUAAUAACUUCAAAAGUUAAUCCAAUUGAUUUGAUCAUCGCGGAAGUUUAUCACGUUCAGUGUUUUCAUUUACUGGCGCAUAAAUUAAACGUCCCAUUGAUAAUUGUCUUACCACCUAGUUCUGAUAUGGGGGUAGACUAUUUUCUUGGAAAUCCAUUCGUUCCAUCCAUUACACCUCUACGAGAUACUAGGUUUACUACUAAAAUGAAUUUUCUACAACGUUUUGAAAAUAUUUUUCAAUAUGCCUUGUCAUAUUGGAGCCACAACUUCAUACACAAUAAAGAUAUGAAGAGAUAUGCUCAAGAAAUUUUAAAUAUCGAAUUACCAUCGGAUGAAGAACUGAAUAGACGUACAGCAUUGGCCUUCUAUAAUAAUCAUCCUAGUUUCAUUUCAAGACCAAAGUCUCCCAAUGUGAUAGAUAUUGCCGGAAUACACAUCAAAGAACCUGAAACAUUACCCCAAGAUAUAGCCAACUUUAUCGAAGAAGCGCCUCAAGGAGUGAUUUAUUUUUCAUUUGGAGCCACGAUGAAUGCAAGUAGUAUGACACCUGAAAGAUUGAAAGAAAUUACAGAUGCAUUUUCAGCUAUACCUCAAAGAGUUCUAUGGAGAAUAAAUGAUUUGAAUAUUGUUGGUAUUCCACCAAAUGUCAAAUUAGGCAAAUGGUUUCCUCAACGAGAUAUAUUAGAGCACAAGAAUGUAAUCGCAUUUAUCAGCCAUUGUGGCCUAUUUGGAACCCUGGAGGCUAUUCACACAUCUACACCUAUUAUUGGAAUACCCUUCAUACUCGAUCAAUUCCAAAAUGCGAAUAUAUUAGUUGAACGAGGAGUUGGUAUCUACAUUGAUUAUUUUUCAAUGAAUAAAAAUACUCUUCUCGAUGCAAUUAAGGAAAUCACAUCAAAUAUCAAAUACCGCGAGAAUAUUAUGAAAUGGUCAAAAGUUUUCAAAGAUAGACCAUUGUCUUCCCUAGACGAAGCUUUAUAUUGGACAGAAUAUGUGUUGAAGCAUCAAGGAGCUCCUCAUCUUAGACCAGUAGCCGCUGAUAUGCCCUUAUAUCAAUAUUUGCUGUUGGAUGUACUUGCAUUAACAUUGCUCAUUGGCAUAGGUUUUAUGUACUUUUUAAAACGGUUUUUUAAAUGCAUAAUUUUCUUUGCAUGCUGCAGGAAACCUAAGAAAAAUAAAAGAUCGGAUCAAUUAAAAAUGCACCUCAACUUUUCGAUAAUUUUUCCACUAGUUAUGAUUUCCAUAGGAAUUCAACUCAAACCUACAAGCUGUGCCAAAAUAUUCGGAAUAUUUCCAACCCGGAGUAAAAGUCAUCAUUCCAUCAAUCAACCAAUCGUUAAAGGAUUAGCCAUCAAAGGACACGAAGUCACCAUAAUCAGUCACUUUAAAUCCAACGAUAACCUACCAAAUUAUACGGAAAUUCUUCUCCCCAAACCUCUGACAGAUUGGGUGGACACUGUCGCCAUUCAGAAUAUCGGAGUUGGCGAUUUUGUAGGAAUUUGGAAUUACAUUGAGCUCGUACGAAUGAUGGAGAAAUCAUCAUGCGAUGACGUUUUGGGUUCUGAAUACGUAAGAAGAUUGAUAAAUUCGAAUGAAAAAACCAUAGAUUUAAUUCUAGUCGAAGUUUAUCACUCGCAAUGUUAUCACUUGCUAGCGUAUAAAUUGAAUGUUCCAUUAAUAAUAAUUUCGCCGCCAACAAUGUUAUUCGGGGUGGAUUAUUUUAUUGGAAAUCCAUUCUACCCGUCCUAUUUACCAUUCUUCAUGUAUACUACAAACAUGAAUUUUUUUCAACGUGUUGAGAAUGUGUUCUACUACGCCGUGUUGUAUUGGUACCAGAGCUACGUGUUUAAUAAAGAUAUGGACAUAUAUGCACGUGAAGUAUUUAAAAUGAAAUUACCUUUCGAUGAAGAAUUGAAUAGAAGAACAGCUCUAGCACUCUAUAAUAAUCAUUUCAGUUUCAUUUCUAGGCCGAAGUCUCCUAAUGCGAUAGAUAUAGCUGGGAUACAUAUCAAAGAACCUAAAGAAUUACCGAAGGAUAUAGAAGACUUCAUCGAAGGAUCAACUCAUGGUGUUAUUUUCUUCUCUUUUGGAACCACAGUCAAAGCCAGCAGUAUGUCGCCGGAAAAACUUAAAAUUAUCACGGAUGCAUUUUCUGUGAUACCGCAAAGAGUCAUCUGGAGAGUAAAUGAAUUAAACGUAACUUAUGUCCCUCCAAACGUUAAGCUUGGUAAAUGGUUCCCUCAACGAGAUAUAUUAGAGCAUAAAAAUGUCAUAGCAUUCAUCAGCCAUUGUGGAUUAUUUGGAACAUUGGAAGCUAUACAUACAGCAACUCCAGUAAUAGGGAUACCCUUCAUAUACGAUCAAUUUAUAAAUGCCAAAAUAUUAGUCGAGAAAGGUGCUGGUAUCUAUGUAGAUUAUUUCGCAAUGGAUAACAAUACUUUCAUCGAUGCUCUUCGUGAAGUUGUACAAAAUCCAAAGUAUAGCGAAAAUAUGAAAAAAUUAUCGAAAAUAUUUAAAGAUAGACCGAUAUAUCCUUUGGAUGAAGCGUUGUAUUGGACAGAAUAUGUAUUAAAGCAUCAAGGAGCUCCUCAUCUUAGAACAGCAGCCGCUGAUAUGCCCUUUUAUCAAUAUUUGUUAUUAGAUAUACUUACAUUAAUGUUGGUUAUCGUCGUAGGUUUUCUGUACUUUUUAAAGUAUUCAUUUAAAUUCAUAAUUUCCUUGGUGUGCUGUCGGCGGAAAGGAAAGAAAAAUAAAAUUCAAUAAAAUCUUAUGGCUAUCUA